UUCUGUCCCGGGUCCGGUGGUGUUAGCCCGGGUUAGCACGUGUUAGCCCCGUUAGCCUGGUUAGCCGAGCGCAGGGCCUCGGGUUCGGGUUCGGCUCUGGGUUUUAUGUGCAGGUGUUUUUGUGAGGUCCGGGUCGGUCCGGUUCGGUUCAGGUUCAUGUUCAUGUUUUAAUCUUGUGAUUCCAGCUUCAGUUUGUGUUUUUGUGGAGCUAGCGCUGUAGCGGCGCAUUAGCAUCACACAAACCUGCUGAAAAAAGAGAUUUUUAAGUAAAUGUUGAUGCUCUUCGGACUUGAAACGGCUCAUUGUCUCCGUCCGACGGGUUCGGGUUCAGGAGGUUUAGAUUUAGAUCAGAACUGGACUCAGGUGCGUUUCUCAGGUGAACAGGAAGUGUCCAUUUUUGGGAAGAGAGGGGGCGGGGCUUAUAGAAACAGACCGUAGAUGUGCCCCAGAGGACUGGACCAAUCACAGUGAAGUGUGACUCAUAGUGAAGCAGAGUCAUGUUUCCUGUCGCAGACGUUCACACACUUCAGUCUCUUUACACACGUGUGAGUGAUGAUGUCAUCAGGUGGGGGCGUGUCCUCACGACUUAAACACAAACAAAUGAAACGUGACGCGGACGCUCAAACAUUUAUAGAACCAUAUCUUAUUUGUAGAACCAUAUCCAUGUUCAGAAAAGGGUCGUCCAGGCCUGAACUGACUGAACCUUCACCUAAAGCCCCACUGUGGAACAUUUCAGCCAAAAAUAAAGUUCCACUGAAGCUUUUUCUUUUUUUCAGUGUUUUUAUGACACUAGAAACAUUUAAACAUCUUCACUGCCUCUUCACAAACUUGUGGCAUAAAACAGAUCUGUGUCUGUGGAGAAUGUUCUAGACUUCAACUCUUUCUCCUCGUGGGAUGGAGCAGGUGGAGUGAAUGUCCCACAGUGCAGCUUUAAACGGCGUCACAGGUCCCAAAAGUCCCGACUGUUCCAAAUCUGAUCAUUUAGAUUCAAUAAAACCACAGUAAACGUUUUAGAUUCAUCACGAGUCGAGUCUGUGGAACAGGCCAAAGGGGACCCUGUCAGACCGGACCCUGUCAGACUGGACCCUGUGGGACGGGAGCCAGGAGCUGCGGGGCCGUGAGGGGCUGUAGAUGUCUCAGUCCGCUCCAUGGCUCAGGCGCAGCAGAGAGAGAUGGUGCUGCUUCAGGAAGAACCCCCCGGCAGAGCGCCCUCUGCUGGAGGACACAGGUGGAGCGAGGAGAGGGGGAAGUCGAACCCUCACCCUCAGAAAGAGCCCAGACCGGACGAGAACCUGCCCCCGGAGUGUGUUCUGCGGGGCAUCCGGGUCACUCUGGACAACAACAGCAUGUGGAACGAGUUCCACCGCUGCAGCACGGAGAUGAUCGUGACCAAACAGGGCGGCCGCAUGUUUCCGUACUGUCGUUUUCGCCUGUCCGGCCUCAGCCCCCACAAAAAGUACAGCCUCCUCAUGGACCUGCGGCCGGCCGACGCCCACAGGUACCGCUGGGGCGGGCGAGGCUGGCAGGUCUGCGGCAGAGCCCAGAGUCCCGUCCCCACGCCGCCCUUCGCCCACCCGGACUCCCCCGCCUCAGGCCAGCACUGGAUGCAGAGUCCAGUGUCGUUUUACCGCCUCAAACUGACGAGCGACGCAGACGACAGGAGCGGGAACGCCGUGCUGCACCUGAACCAGCGCUACCUGCCGCACCUGCACGUGGUCCAGACCGACAGGGCCAAAGACGUGAAGCUGAGCGGGCCCGGCGUCGUCACCUUCACCUUCCCGCAGACGGAGUUCAUGGCGGUGUCAUUGUAUCACAACAACAGGCUCACGCAGCUCAAAGUGCAGUACAACCCUUUCUCCAAAGGCCUGAAGGACGAGGCUGCGGCAAAGGGACUGAAACAGAACCCCACAGAACCGGGCCCUGGACAGAACCCGCUCAAGAAGAGCCUCAAGUCCCUGUUAGCCAACCACAAACCCAAGAGCUCCAAACCCACAGAACCCAAAGGAGAACCUAAAGGAGAACCACGAGAGACCCCCAAAACCUCAGCAGACCAGCCCAGAUCCUCCUCCACAGACCGGCCCAAGUCCUGCUCCCGGGACCAGCCCAAGUCCCGUGACCAGUCCGAGUCUGCAGCUAAAGCCCCAUCAGAACAAACCUGCCCCGCCCCUCCACCAUCACAGAAGUUGUUUUCGGAGCGAAUUCGAGAGGCGCACGUGGCUCUGCAGAGGUGUAAUUUAUCCCAGUACGAAGUCCACAACAUUUCCUCUGAACGGACUCCACAAAACUCUGCAAAAGACUCUGAAAAAGAGGGAACGAAAGGCCAAAACUGCACGAAAAACGCAGAGAAACCGAGAAAAGAUUGUUUUGUUUCGGGCAAAGACGACGCAAGGACAGAAGUCUGUAAGGAGAACAAACCUGUAGCUUCAACCGCUUCUAAAUCUGAACCUUCGUCUGAGGCAAAGGUUCAGAAACGGCCGCCCACUCUGCCUCUGUCUGCGCUCGGUCGGUUCUUAAAGCAACACUCGGCCAAAUCGAAAAAGGCAAAAGUCGAAACUGAUCAUGCUAAAGAAGCUGAUAAUGCCAAGACUGUAAAAGAUCGAAUGGUACAAACAAAUUCACAACUAGAAUCUCGAAAAACUGAAACUAAACUUGAACCGUCUUUGAGCGAGUCCAAGGACGUUACUGACCCUCUUACAGCGGCUGAACGCAAAGAACCUAAAACAGAUUUACCAGUGGAGAACGCAGUAUCACAUAAACCAGAAAAUAAGCUAAAACUGUCCUGCAGUUCAACCAAGAAACAGGAGAAUUUUAUAGAAGAUGUUCAGAAUUCGGAAUCAAAAGAAAAAUCUGAACAUUUGCACCAGUCAAAGCAAGAAUCGUGUGCAACGGAAAUCCCCGAAUCGAACUGUAAAUCCACAGAAAGCCAAUCAGAACGUUUACCAGUAACUUUACCAGAACCUUCUGAUCAGGUAUUUACAGUCCGGAAUGUUCCCAAACCCCGAAAGAAACGGAAAAAGUCAAAAUGGCACAAACCGAAACCAAAACCGCCAGCGCAGAUUUCUCAUUCAGACCCCGGUUUAGGUCGGAGAACUUUAUCACCUCAGAAAGACACAGAACCACGUGAGACUGAUCAGUGUUUAGUUUCAGAUUCAACAGUGUUACAAACCUCUCCUCCUCCUCCGUUUUGUGCCCUGUCCUCCAUUUCACCCCCUCUGCCCGACCCGGAGUGUGCCACAUUUGGGUUUGAGCCUCUCUCUCCCGCCAGCUCGCCAGAACCUCUCCCCGCCCUCCCCGAGUCGUUAGCGUUAGAUUUAGAACCUCAGGAAAACAUCCCCGAAACGGCCCCGGACCCCGAGAAGGACGAGAGCAAACCGGGCUCAUCUGUGUUUAAGUGGCACACCGUGUUACCGCCGGCGGAGCAGAGCUUGGCCGCGCCCUUCUCACCGUUUCACCCCUCAGCUUCGCCCUCUGACCUCGCCUCGCAGUCCGAGAACGGCGGCCCCUCGCUGGCGCCCGAAGCCGCCGCGUUUCAGGAGCAGUCCUUGCCGUUUCCGGGGGAUCUGUCGCCUCUCGCGCUGCAGUUUCCGGUGUCGCCCACGUUCUCUUCGCUGGACGGAGACGCACUUUCGCCGACAGACCUCACGGAGCUGGUGCAUUUUUUCGCGGGCGCCGACGCAGAUCUGGGGAUCGGCGAGGAGUUUUCGAACGCAGCGGCUGAAGAGCAAACGCCGCAGCUUACAGAAGAAAGGUCAGAGGAAAGAUCAGAGGAGAGAUUAGAGGAGAGAUCAGAAGAAACGUCAAAGGAAAGGUCAGAGGAGAUGACAGAGCCACAGACGGAGGUGAGGACUGACCACGUGAGGGCCGACCAGGUGAGGACUGACCAGGUGAGGCUGGAGCUGACGCCCAGGGCUCAGAGGAGGAGGAAGAGGAGACGUGGAGCUGCUAAAGUGGAGCUGGAGCCGGAGCUGGACCCGUCGUACUCCGUGAUGAAGCCGAGUCUGGAGGAGGUGGAGGAGCAGCUGUUCGUCUCAUUCACCUCAAAGGAGGCGUUGGAGCUUCACAUCGGAGACUCUCCAGAAAACUCCCAGACUGACCCCGCCCCCUCGGUUCAGACUGACCCCGCCCCCUCGGCAUCACCUGGCCCCGCCCCCUUGAUCCAAAAUGGCCCUGCCCCCUCUGUACUUUGUUCCACAGACUUUAAGAGAAUCACAGUGAGUCUGAAGGAAACUCGCCCGGACUCGUCUCCUCCUGCGUCCUCGCCUCCUGCGUCCUCGCCUCCUGCGUCCUCGCCUCCUGCGUCCUCGCCUCCUGCGUCCUCGCCUCCUGCGUCCUCGCCUCCUGCGUCCUCUCCUCCUGCGUCCUCUCCCACACUAGAAGGAGACAAGGAAACCGAGAGGAAACCAAACAAGGAGGCAGGGGGGAGGAGACGACACAAGGAACCACAGAGGGAACUGAAUGAGGAGCUGGAACGAGAAACUGCUGCUGCUUCAACGAAUAACGAGGACACUAACGAGGACGCUAACGGAACAGAUCUGAAGGACGCACAGAACAAGGAACCAUCUAGAACCGACCCAGAUCGGGAACCAGAGAACAUCCAGCAGAGCUCAGAGGAACACGUCUGUGUGUCUCUGGAGCAGCAGAUCUUUGAGUUUGAGCAGAUUCUUCUCAGGGACGUGAAGCUCAUGAAGCACAAACAGGUGAUCCACCCGGAGUUACAGCAAGUGGGUCUGAAGAUGAGCCUCCUGGACCCGUCUCUCCCUGUGGACCUUCAGUACCUGGGCAUCCCUCUGCCCCUCCCCCCUCCAGGAACCAAUCAGGAGCCCAGUUUGUCCGACGCAGGGGGCGCCACUGGAGCCUUCGUGUCCCGGACAGGAAAAACCACCGACGUGACUCAGAUCAAAGGAUGGAGAGACAAGUACGACUCUGCACUGCCCCCUGAAGCGCCCCCUGUGCCAGAGCCGAAGAAGAACCUGUCGGCGUUCUGCAGUGACAUGUUGGACGAGUAUCUGGAGACGGAGGGAAAACUCAUCGACGAACGCGCGUCCUCCUUCACGGCCCCCGACCCCGCCCCCUCCCUGGCGAGCUACGUGCGCACGCUCACCUGCACCGUGAAGGCCAACGCGGCGGCGGACAUCAGCACCAGCGACAUCAUCUCCGGCUUCGUCCCUCCCUCCAAACGCCCCAAACCCCCGCCCAACCGCGCCGCCAAGAAAACCUUCAAACACAAGAGGAAACUCGGCCGCAGAGACGAAAACGCCAAAGUCACGACGAAGGAGGAGGAGCAAAGCAAAGCGCCGCCCAGUGUCCAGAACGAAGAACUGUCGGACGUCUCGAAACUCAAGAAACUCCGAGAGACACGGCGUCUGUUUAAGGCCGGGUUCAACGACGACGCGCCAACGAUUCAUCUGAAGAAGUUUGGAGAGAACGAAGAGGAUCCGAGUUUGGAAACGGAAAAUACGAUGGACUCGUACGAUUACGACUUCACCGAGCCGCUGUCGCACUCGCCCAAACCGCAGAAGAAACAGAAGCUACGGUCCGACGCGUUUCCCAAAGAGAACAGCUCUAAUUUCGACUCGUUUUCAGAGAGUUCCCGGUUGAGCGCGCACGAGUUCGACCACACGGAGCCCAUCUCGGACCCGACCGAGUCCGGACCGAGCCGGGUCAAACGCAGAAGGCGGCGGCGGCGGCGGUCCGAGGAGCUGGAGCUGAUGGCGCCGCUCGAGUCCGAUUCCGAACUGUGCGCGGAGGAAACCGACCGGAAACCGACCAACCAGAGCCAGAGCGCCCACGACACGGCCAAUCAGAGGCAGGAGGAGGCGGAGUCCAGGCGGGCCAAUCAGAGCCGGCCGCUGGUGACGAAGGCGCUGGUGAAGCAGAGGGACCUGGAGCAGAGAGGAUUCUGGGAAGGAAAACAACGAACGUACAUCACCCGCGAGAGAGCCACCGUCGCCCUCAGCUCCCUGUUCACACUCAAGGGCUUCGUGGAGGACGACCCUCGUCUCCCGGUGCGUCUGGCCCCUCGCCCGCCUCCUCGCUGCCUCAAUGACUUCUGUCGUCUGGGCUGUAUGUGCUCCAGCCUCGCCCACCGCGCUCGCUCCGCCCACUGCGGCCGCGCCCUCUGCAUGCUGCGCUGCACCUGCCUCAAACAGAAGGUGGUGCUGCUGCGCAACAUCGACUCCUCCGACGGCUCCUCCCCCCGACGCCCGCCCAAGAAGAAGAGGAGGAGGAGGAGGAUGAAGAUGGCCUACGUUCUGAAGGAGGCGGAGAGUGUGUCUCAGCCUGCCUCUCCGGUCCGGACUCUGUGGGUCAGAACCAGAGACCAGGACCAGGACCAGGACGUGGACCCGGUGUGCGUCCCUGCUGUGUGUGCGUCGUCUCUACACACAACACACCAGGUCAAGGCAGGAGCUGAAGAAGGUCACAGCUGCGCCAGGAUCAGGAGUUUCUCCGAACGCAAACGCAGAAAAAGACCUGACUCAGACUCCGCCCCUCCAGGUGAGACACACCUGAACAUGUUAAACAAACUCUCCUCUGCUCACACUUCAGACGUGUCGAGGUCUAACGCCGGUUCUGGAUCUGGUUCUGGAUCUGGUUCUGGUUUUGGUUCUGGUUCUGGUGCAGUUCUCAGAGACGGAGAACAUCUGAGCAAAGAACCCAGCGACCCCACGGUAACCACGGAGUGUGAGGAGAGCAGGAGCUGCGCACGAAUCCGAGAAUUCAGCGGACGCUCCAAGAGAAAACAGAAACCUCCAGAGUCGGACAAACCCUCGGCUCCGUCAGGCUCCGCCCCUUCUGCGCCCGUCUCCAAACGCCUGGUGCUUUUGGCGAACUGUAAGUGGCAGAGCGAAGGCGACCGCGUCUCGGUGCUCAAAGUGCUGUGUGAGGCUCUGGCGCUCGGGUCUCUGGAGCGACCGUUCUGGAUCGGGCCGUACUUCAUCUCCCCCUUCAGCCCCACCGUCGUCCAGAAGGGAGGAAAACACGUCACGGAGAUCAGGGUCCACAUCUCCACCCCCAAAGCCUUCAUGUCCACUGCGGAGAAAGAGAGGAGCAACGGGGAGGAGAAGAACGACGAGAUGAACGAGGAGACGACCGAGGAGACGAACGAGGAGACGAACGAGGAGACGAACGAGGAGACGAACGAGGAGACGAACGAGGAGACGAACGAGGAGACGAACGAGGAGACGCCCCACAUGUCCAGUCCCGAGAAGAAGAGGAGAAACAAAGACGAGACGAAGGAGGAGAGGAGCGAGUACACCCCCAAAGAGGAGAAGAGAGAGGAAGAGAGGACGGAGGAGAGGGGAGAGGAGGAGGAGGAGGCACAUCAGGAGAUAAACAAGCUCCAGGGGGCGCAGGACGAAGACGAAGACGAGGAGGAGGAAGAGGAGAUGGACUGGCCCCAAGACGAAGACCAGCCGGAGCUGUCAGAGCCUGAAGACCAGGAGGGGGAGUCUAAAGAGAAGAGGGCGGGGCCUGAUGGAUGGGAGGCGGGGUCUGAGGAGCGAGGGGAGGAGCCUGAGGGAAAGGUGGAGUCUAAACCACACGAGGACCUGAUUGAAGACAGUAAACAGGAGGCGGAGUUCCCUUCCAAUCAGAUCGUGGCUCUACCGUUUCUCACCAGCAUCAGUCCAGCGGGAUUCAUGUCGGCGACUCCGAAGAGCGGGAGCGACGAAAACUGCGUCCAGGUGAACGGGAAGCCGUACCCUCUGGCGAAAGUGCAGUUGGGUCGAAUGGGCGCGCUCCAUCCUGCCAACCGAUUGGCCGCUUACCUGACCGGGAGAGUGGGCGGGGCCAGCAGACCGCUUAGCUCCGCCUCCCCGCUCACCUGCGCUUCACCUGUGACCUCUGCCCCCCCCUCCACCACGAGGACCACAGCCGGACCCUCCCAGACCUCUGCGGGGUCUAAACCCGAGUCUAAACCUGAGUCUAAAAGGGUCUGGUCCUGGGUCUGGUCCUGGGUCUGGUCCUGGGUCUGGUCCUGGGUCUGGUCCAGGGUCUGGUCCUGGGUCUGGGUCCAAACCUUCGGCUCCAACUCUUCCUCCAGGUUUUCAGGUGAACGUUCGUCCGUCUUUAAAUCCGCCUCCGGUCGUGAUGAUCCAGGUCCCGAGUCCGAGCUCGUCUCUGCGACAGAUCGUCUCCUCCGGGCCCCUGCCGCCCCUGCCGACCCUGCCCCUGCCGACCCUGCCCUCCUUCUCCCUGCCCCUGUCUGUCCUCACACCUGUCACAUCCGUCUCCUCCUCCGCCCCCUCCGGCUCCAUCCCCCUCUCCUCCCUCACACCUGUCGCUCCUGUCGCCCCUGUCGCCCCUGUCGCCCCUGUCCCCCCUGUCCCCCUGCCUCUGGCCCAGACCGUGCUCGUGCCUCAGGUCGGCUCGUCCUCCCCUCAGACCCUGCACCUGUCUGCCCCUGCCCUGUCUGCCCCUGCCCUGUCUGCCCCUGCCCUGUCCGGUCCUGGCAGGCACUUGUUUCGGACGACUGACGGGCGCCUGGUGCAGCUGAUCCCGCUCUCGCAGAAACCCUCUUCGUCCUCCACCGCUGCCUCCACCUCCUCUUCUUCCUCGUCCUCGUCCUCGUCGGUCCAGACCAACAAACACAUGAUCGUCUACAAGAGAGUGA
Boleophthalmus pectinirostris (great blue-spotted mudskipper) is the source of this 8611-nucleotide messenger RNA. It is a transcript of the gene mgaa, whose product is annotated as MAX dimerization protein MGA a. The transcript has 22 exons. The record is from RefSeq and is a predicted model, not a curated record. The coding region runs from base 1149 to 8474 and encodes 2441 amino acids. Gene Ontology annotation, cellular component: nucleus. Gene Ontology annotation, molecular function: DNA-binding transcription factor activity, RNA polymerase II-specific; RNA polymerase II cis-regulatory region sequence-specific DNA binding. Lineage: Eukaryota; Metazoa; Chordata; Actinopteri; Gobiiformes; Gobiidae. Gene Ontology annotation, biological process: regulation of transcription by RNA polymerase II; cell fate specification; positive regulation of DNA-templated transcription.